Aspergillus versicolor CBS 583.65 is the source of this 804-nucleotide messenger RNA. RefSeq lists its product as uncharacterized. The transcript has 2 exons. Lineage: Eukaryota; Fungi; Ascomycota; Eurotiomycetes; Eurotiales; Aspergillaceae. The record is from RefSeq and is a predicted model, not a curated record. Bases 1 to 804 code for a protein of 267 amino acids.
AUGCGAGAAUCUGAUAAAGAUGAGACCGCAGAACAACUUAAUGAAAGAUACAGACGAGAAAGAGAGCCGUCAGCAUCUCUUUGGGCAGAUCGACGUCCCCUGACUCCUAUGCCGUUGGAGGACGAGAAAAUGCUCGUCUCCCGCGCAAUGGCGGGUCAAUGUCCCGGUCAAUCGAGGUUGCUUGCAUUGCCUCCUGAACUCCGUCUUAUGAUCUGGUUUCACAUUAUGAGUUGGCCCGGUGAGAUCGUUAUCUUCCGUUCUGCGGACUACCUAUAUGGUGAGUGGAGUGAAAAGGAGGACUUUGAAAGUACACCACCCAAUCGGUUUAUACCGUUACUAUCGACCUGUCGGCAGAUAUACUCCGAAGCAGUCGACAUGUUGUAUGAGAGAAAUACAUUCUACUUCAACCGUCGACCCGCGCUCAACCUCCUCCCCAGCGUGGUCGUCCCCGCAAGGUUAUCUUCAAUCAAAUCAGUGUCUCUCUUUAUCGUCGCCUGUCAGCAUGUCGACCCAGAGCACGGGGCCCUGUGUCGACAAGCCGGUCGCUGGAUCGAGGUUCUCAGCGUCCUACAGAAACUGACGGGACUCCGUCGCCUUCAUGUCUCGUUUUCGAGAGUAAUGUUGCCGAGACAUAUUGAGAUGGGCUCGCCGUACCUAGGCCCGUUUAUGGAACUCCGAGCACUGUCAGACUUUGUGGUUGAGAUCUAUGAUGAUCCUGAUCAUCCGGGACAGGAGUGGCACGAACGCUUUCCACCCGAUUUGCCGUUUCGGGUUGUGAUACGGGGACCUUCUAAAGGUGUAUGA